CUAGCCUCACAGCGGGGACGUUCACUGGCUGGAGGGGCAAAAUAGUGAGGGGAUCGACGCAAUUCAGCAUCUGCAUUCUGCAACAGUGGUGCCAGUUCACUCUACAUUGAACUCACAUUCACAUUCACAUUCACAUUCAUUCACAUUUCAGCCCCCUCACCCCAAGAUAAUUGUUCGAUCCAUUAUUAUCUAUCACACAGACGGUAAGUAACUGGGUGUAUCCGUUUCCAUGACUUCAUGCAUUCCUUUUUGAGCAAAAAUAUGUCGCCAAGCGCCUCAGACGCCCAUCUGAUAGCCAAUCGAGUCGCAAACUCAAUCGUAUCUGGGCGAAAAAAGGUUUGCUGUUCCGUUCCAGUUGUUGCUCAGAGGCGGUCCGGCAAAAGUAUGUAUGUGGACUGCACUGUAGUGUUGGGGGGAGACAGCCCACAGACACGACACGGCCGGACUCAAACUCAGUGUGUGACGAGAGUUCCAACGUGCAGAGUGACGCCGGCCUCCGACGUCUCCGCUCCAGAGAGUGAGUACCGAGUACGCCUACGCCGCCCCGGCCGGGAGAGAUGUUGGGGAGGACAGAGGACAGUGGCAGCCACACGGAGGAGGGAGGCAAAGCUACGGCCAAACUGUGAUUCAUCAUGGGGGCGGUUGAUUAUGACGAUUCGCCCGACGGGUGGGCCUCUGAAGCCAGUCAAGUCACGGAGAGGACACGCAGCACAAGAGACGGCUACGGCACAGCGCACUCUUCCCUUUCUUGGGGGGUGUCAGUAGACACAACACAGACAUACAGACAGAACAGGCACCGCCCAGGUUGCUAGAGAUCUGCCACCAGAGGCCUAUGACUGGUCCAAGGCAUGCUUCGAGUGGCAGUGGGCCGAUGGAUGGCGUUAGUGCUGAGAACUGAUGAGUGAGAAUCGACAGAACAGAGCAGAAAGCCCAAAAAGAUGAUGGUGGGCCUGGGAGGAACCUGAGAGGACGUGGCCUGGAGGCAGUGACACAGAGAGAACCACUUCUAAACGGAUCCUUGCCUUUUCGUAUAUUGCUCAGCGUCACCAAAUCAAGUCCUCUGUUCAAUCCCUGCCUCUCGUCCAACGCCUCACGAGCCAAGGACGCCCCCCCCUUCCCUCCGGCUCUACGCCCAGACAAGAAUAGAGCAUUAACACAACGCUACGAAUACGCUACGCAACACAACGCUAACGCUACCGCACAACGAGGCCAAGGCCAAGACCCAAGACAGGGCCAUACCCAUGCUCAUUAAUCUCUCCAUCUGGACAAGGGUAUGAUUGAGGCGGUGGGUCUGCUCCACGCAACGCAAUCCCAAGCCCGAGGCGUGGAUGGAUAGUGGAUGUGUCAAGUGUGAGCAACUGAGUGAAGCUGCUCGACUAACUCGAUGUACGUACCGUCAUGUCUUGGGUGGGUGUGUGUCUGUCUCGCUCGCCUUGUCCUUGUUCGCUAGAGAGACUUAACUUAUCUAUCGUCGCUGCCCAUCUCCAAACUCGGCUGGAUCUAGUUUGAGGAACCUCUAUCACCACUUUCACGACACUCCUUCCGGCAACCUUCUCUCACUCUCUCGCAGACGUGACCUUCUGGUCUACUCUUGUCGAACAACAACUCUUCAACCUCCCACUCGGCAAUAUCUCCCCUGGAAGGACGACAAAAACUCACUCUUCUCACUCAUCUCUCUCGACCCGUUGAUUCGGCCAUCGGGACCUCAAAAAGCUACUACUUCAACCACCAACCACACCCCAAGGAACUCUUUUUAAUAACGACCCGUUUGGAACUUCACUGGACCGGACUGGACUUUGGAACAGGAUCUCCCAUCACAGGCCGUAGGAAAAUACUCUGUGUGUUUUCUUCUCUUUCCUUUUCUUGCUGCUGUAUGCCGUGCCGUUUUGGAUUAUCUCUCUGCCGGCCCUAGGAUCUACUUCAACCUCAAACCAGAGAAUACAACCCAGUUUCUAGGAUUACUUCGUGAGAUACCAACCAGAUAACAUGCAGCAACAUGCCAUAUUCGGUUACCAAACCCCUCCGCCCUCUCCAGGAUUCGAUCAUCCCAAGUGUACUGUUCAACAACCAUUUGCCGUCCCUCACUCUCGACACUUCCAGAACCGAUGCGUCCCUCUCGCCCCGGAGGCCAGGCUAGGCCGCGUGCUUGAGGGUACUCUCCAGCUUACUGACAUCCUUGGAACUGGCGCCUAUGGCGUCGUGUACCUUGCCGUCGAUCUCAAGACCGGAGGUAAAUACGCUGUCAAGUGCUUGAGCAAGUUCAAUCCCGAUGGAACCCCUUUGGAAUCCAGACAAUUUGCCUACCAACAACGAGAGAUCCGUCUUCACUGGAAGGCAUCGGAACACUCCAACGUGGUCCAGAUGCUCAAGAUUGUGAAUGAUCCUGACUGCAUCUAUGUUAUUCUCGAGUACUGCCCUGAGGGUGAUCUCUUCUUGAAUAUCACUGAGCGCGGUCAAUAUGUUGGUAAGGAUGAACUAUCAAGGAAUAUCUUUCUGCAAAUCCUGGAUGCCGUUGAACACUGCCACAACCUUGGAAUCUACCACCGGGACCUCAAGCCGGAGAACAUCUUGGUGACAGACCACGGAGACACUGUUAAGCUGGCUGACUUUGGUCUUGCUACUUCUGAUGAUCGAUCUGAGGACUACGGAUGCGGUUCAACAUUCUACAUGAGUCCAGAAUGCCUGGACCACUCUGCUAGGAAGCCUUACUACCUUUGCGCCCCCAAUGAUGUCUGGAGCCUUGGAGUUAUCCUCGUCAACCUCACCUGUGGACGCAACCCAUGGAAACAAGCUUCCUUCCAGGACUCUACUUACCGUGCCUAUGCCGGAUCCAAGGACUUCUUGAAGACCAUCCUCCCAUUGUCGGAUGAACUGAACGACAUUCUGGGACGGAUCUUCGAGCCUAUCCCCGAGCAGCGGAUCACUCUUUCUGAGCUCCGAACCAGGAUUAUGGCCUGCUCUAUGUUUACCGUGCCGCCCAUGUCGUCUCUACCGACACCUCCGGCCUCACCAAACCACAUCACCGAAUACGUUUCCUCCGAGGAUGCCAUCAUCGACGACUAUGAGUACGACUCACCACUGUCGCCUGCCUCCUCUGACGAUGAGGGUUCGCUUACUUCAAGCGACUCUACCAUUGACGACCUGGACGACGAGUUUGAACAGGAACGCCAGAUGCCACAGACUCCUCCUGAGUUUGCACCACACGCCUUCGACCCUGAGGAGCCCAAGGAACAUCAACUCAUCUACCACAGCCAGGAAUUCGUGCCCCAGAAGUACUCUGGGCCCGUCCCCGUGCCAGUGGCCGUUCCCCCUCAGCCCAUGCUUUGCCAGCAGGUCCCUAUGCCUAUCCAGGCUCAGGUUCCUGUCUCUGUGCAAGCUCCUUGUCAACCCAAAUCAUAUUUCCCUAUCUGGGAUAUGGUAAAAUACGUUCAACAAGUGCCCAUGCUUCAGCACCAUGUGCCCUUUCAUCAACAGGUCCCCUUCAUGCCUACGUUCCAAGGUUGUUACUAAGGUCUGAGACAUGAUCUCUCGCCUUCGACAUAAUGGCCACUAUUAUUACUACCACGACCUCACCUGGAUGAGAUGUCACCGAGGCCACAAACCCCACUGGCCUAGGACACUGUUUGAUUCUUCUAUACCACCUUGGAUAUUACUCGACUUUAAUAUCGACCCUUGGCCACAUCACCAUGGAACCAAUACUCACCCAAAGCCGUGCAAGGAUACGCCUACCAAAAACACUUUUUACGACCCAUUGAAUGACAGUCCGGGAUUGCUUCUUUUCGGCCUUGUAUUCCCUUUUUGGAGCAACAUUUUCUUGUUUCGGGUUAUUUAUUUUCUUUGUCACAAAACAUUUCUUUAUUUCACUUUACAAAAUACUUAGUUAAAAGCGAGGAGUUUUGUCUUUUCGAAUAUUAUGAGGAUGGGCAAGAUAUCAGUUGUAGAAGCAUGAUGUUUGGCGCAUCGAGACUUUUAUGGGAGGCGAACUUUGUUUGUUGUCAUUUCUGCAGAGACAGAAAAGAAGACUUGGAAAGAUUGGAGUUGUUGCUUGUCCGAUCCUCGUUUAUAUUCUCUUUUUCUACCAGCCCAAGGAAGAGCUCAUGUUUGUUUUGCCCAGGAAUUCCAGAGGAUAAUGACUGUUGAUCUUUUACUCCUCAUUUUUGUUAUGCUAUUACUGUCUGGAAGGCGUCUGUCUUUUGUGAUAGAAGCGGGAAGAAUGGCCAUGGCUUGCACUUGAACUGGAUCAGAGAUACCUCUUUACUAUUUUUAUCAUGAAGGAUCGGAUGGGGACUCUUCAAGAAGAGGAGGAAAAGAAGUUGACAUGAGACAGGAGUCAUAUGGACUUGACUCUUGGUCCCGAGCAAAGAUUAGAGUGAAGAGGACAUGGCUCAAUAGCCACAGCGCAUAUUGCGCAACCAUACGUUUACUGAGGGAUAGACGGCACCUCGCACAAAAGAGAUGCAUCUGCCGAUCAUCCUAUGAAUGAAAGAUUACACACAAUAAGAUGCCUCACUCAUACAUGCUGUCCCAACUCUUGCUGUGCCAUGUGAAAUGUGAUUGAACUUGAUCGUCCGUCUCGACUAACAGCAUCCAUCAACAGCAGCAACAUGAUGAUGUCUCACAAAAGCGGCUUCGGAAUAGCGUCACGUACUAUAGACCCCGGUCUACCGCAUCACACUACGGUGCUCCCGCUCAAGCUGCAUGCGAGCCGAAGUAGAAAAAAGCAACUUAACCAUCCCUGGAACUCGUGCAUCGUGGGGCGGGCGUUAGCGAUGCAACGCUUGCGAGAGCGAGAAAAAAAAGAAAAGAAGAGAAGGGAAAAAACAAGGCGAGAGCGUGGCGCCCAAUGAGCAGGGAUAGUUUAGUUAGGGCGAGCGGCAUGAGUUUUGGAAUGGAUGUGUGGAGAUGGUCGCAGCGAAUUAGACGGGCAGACGUGAAAAGGUGAGGCGGGCUCGAGGAGGGUAGCGUGAUGAGGAGGAGACGAUUAUUGGGGCGAUGGAUGAAGGAUGAGGAUGAAAGUCAAGACAAUCUUACUGCUCACAUCACAGAGACAAGAAGGUGGUGUUGGUGGUGGUGAAGGUGGUGAAGCUAUUCAGGGAAAUAUGAGAGACAACUGAUAACAUUCAAGUACUGACAAGUACACAAAAUUACAUGAUACUCUAUAAUACCCUGGUUAUAACGGAAUACUUUAGAGUACACCGCAGAGGCCAUUUAAACUGCCGACCACUCAACGUGAGACAAGGCACGGAAAUGGAACUCUGCUGCAUGCAUCGCAUUAUCUCAACCCAGUCACUAAUAACAGACAAGAAAUCAAUAGCCUGUUUGGCCUCAGACUCACCGCUAUCUAAUAAAAAAAAAACCUCAAGACACUCAGGAAAAAAUGUCUCAGGCCCUUGUUUCGAGUAGAGUAAU
Messenger RNA from Fusarium verticillioides 7600, 5409 nucleotides. RefSeq names its product RAN protein kinase. Gene Ontology annotation, biological process: protein phosphorylation; intracellular signal transduction. The coding region runs from base 1987 to 3510 and encodes 507 amino acids. The record is from RefSeq and is a predicted model, not a curated record. Lineage: Eukaryota; Fungi; Ascomycota; Sordariomycetes; Hypocreales; Nectriaceae. Gene Ontology annotation, molecular function: protein serine/threonine kinase activity; ATP binding. The transcript is spliced from 2 exons.